Molecule: messenger RNA, 1034 nt
Organism: Neodiprion virginianus
Lineage: Eukaryota; Metazoa; Arthropoda; Insecta; Hymenoptera; Diprionidae
Gene: Prosalpha7
Product: proteasome subunit alpha type-3
Exons: 4
Coding region: 160-924 (254 amino acids)
Biological process (GO): ubiquitin-dependent protein catabolic process
Cellular component (GO): nucleus; proteasome core complex; synapse
Source: RefSeq, a predicted model, not a curated record
GCAGCUUCUUACCAACUUUACAUGUACCACGGAUGAGUGGUCGUGGUUUUGCUUCUGACAAUUGAAUUCUGAUUUCUGCCUAUUCACGCCGCGUCGCGUGUAAAUAAAUAAUACAAUUAAUUGUGCAGAAAUAAUAAUUUUUAAUAUACUGUAACAAGGAUGAGUUCUAUAGGAACAGGGUACGAUCUCUCGGCAUCGCAGUUUUCUCCCGAUGGUCGAGUUUUUCAAGUGGAAUACGCACAAAAAGCGGUAGAAAAUAGUGGCACCGUCAUUGGCCUCCGUGGUAAAGAUGGGGUCGUAUUUGCUGUUGAAAAACUCGUCACCUCUAAGCUCUAUGAACCUGGCGCUAACAAGCGUCUUUUCAAUAUAGAUAAUCAUGUCGGAAUGGCAGUUUCUGGCCUGUCUUCCGAUGCACGACAAAUCGCUGAAACUGCACGCACGGAAGCAGCCAGCUACCGUGCUCAGUACGGCAUAGGAAUACCUCUGAAAUAUUUGAAUGACCGUGUGUCAAUGUACAUGCACGCUUAUACCUUAUACUCAGCUGUACGGCCCUACGGCUGUUCGGUUAUAAUCGGAGCAUAUGAAGCUGAUGGCCCAGUAAUGUACAUGAUCGAUCCAUCCGGCGUUUCUUAUGGCUAUUACGGAUGUGCUAUUGGUAAAGCAAAACAGUCUGCCAAAACAGAAAUAGAAAAAUUGAAACUUGCCGAUAUGUCCUGUAAGGAUUUGAUUAGAGAAGCAGCAAGGAUAAUUUACUUGCUGCACGACGAAUUGAAAGACAAACAAUUUGAGUUGGAAAUGAGUUGGGUUGGAAAUCACACAAACGGUAGACACGAACGUGUGCCAUUCGAGAUAAAGGCAGAGGCUGAAACGAAAGCACGGCAAGCGAUGGACGAAGAUUCUGAUAGCGAUACCGAAGACAUGUGAAAUGUGUAAUGAAUAUUAUUAAAUAUAAUUAAGAAAUAAUAUGUAAUUUUCAAGAAACUAUCACGAAGUAUGUAUAAAUUACUGCGAAAAAUACAUUCUUUGUUUAUAGA